Prunus armeniaca (apricot) is the source of this 1368-nucleotide messenger RNA. Lineage: Eukaryota; Viridiplantae; Streptophyta; Magnoliopsida; Rosales; Rosaceae. The record is from the annotation of a GenBank genome assembly.
AUGGACUCAAACACUGAACGGUCUUCCAAUGCUCAGAGGGGCUUCAGAGUUCAAGCUCCACUGGUUGACUCUGUAUCAUGCUAUUGCAAAGUAGAUGCAAGCUUAAAAACCGUUGCGGGGGCAAGAAAGUUUGUCCCAGGAUCAAAACUUUGCAUCCAGCCUGAUAUUAAUCCUAAUGCACACAGGGCAAAAAAUUUGCGCAGGGAAAAGACCAGAAUCCAGCCACCCCUCCUGCCUGGCCUACCUGAUGAUCUUGCAAUCGCUUGUUUAAUCAGAGUCCCUCGCGUUGAACAUAGAAAACUCCGUCUAGUUUGCAAAAGAUGGUACCGCCUUCUGGCUGGCAACUUCUUUUAUUCGCUUAGGAAAAGUCUUGGAAUGGCAGAAGAGUGGGUUUAUGUCAUCAAAAGAGAACGUGAUGGAAGGAUCUCUUGGCAUGCUUUUGAUCCUACAUACCAGCUCUGGCAGCCGCUUCCACCUGUUCCUGGUGAAUAUUCUGCAGCGCUUGGUUUUGGUUGUGCUGUCCUUAGCGGUUGUCACCUGUACUUAUUUGGAGGAAAAGAUCCAUUGAAGGGAUCUAUGAGACGGGUUAUUUUUUACAGUGCUCGGACAAAUAAAUGGCACAGGGCACCAGAUAUGCUUCGGAAACGCCAUUUCUUUGGGUCCUGUGUUAUUAAUAAUUGCCUUUAUGUAGCUGGUGGGGAGUGUGACGGAAUUCAAAGGACUCUUCGUUCUGCUGAAAUUUAUGAUCCUAACAAGAAUCGGUGGAGCUUUAUUUCAGAUAUGAGCACAGCUAUGGUUCCCUUUAUCGGGGUUGUUCAUGAAGGAAUGUGGUUCCUAAAAGGACUUGGGACACAGCGUGAGGUAAUGAGCGAAGCCUAUUCUCCCGAAGCUAAUACCUGGACCCCCAUUAGUGACGGGAUGGUUGCUGACUGGCGCAACCCGAGUAUUUCUUUAAAUGGGCAGCUCUAUGGUCUGGGUUGCCCUGAUGGGUGCAAGCUUAAAGUUUAUGAUACAGUAACAGAUUCGUGGAGCAAAUUUAUAGAUAGCAAGCUUCAUCUAGGCAGGUCUUUUGCUUUUAAGGCUGCUGCACUUGUUCCCCUUAACGGGAAGCUUUGCAUUAUUCGUAAUAACAUGAGCAUCAGUUUAGUCGAUAUUUCAAGUCCGGAUAAACCUGUAGAAGGCAACCCUCACCUUUGGGAAAAUAUUGCUGAGUCACAUUGUACACUGUCAAGUGCUCCAAGCAUGAGAACUGGCAUUGACAUUGCUUAUGCUUUGUGCGAAGCAAGACUUCAGAUAGGAAGCAUUGCAGGUGUAUCUGUAAAUUCAAGGCAGUCAUCUCUUGCAAGCGAUGUGGUACGGGACUGGUGA